This is a messenger RNA of Olea europaea var. sylvestris, 351 nucleotides long. RefSeq lists its product as uncharacterized. The record is from RefSeq and is a predicted model, not a curated record. NCBI's taxonomy places the organism in Eukaryota, Viridiplantae, Streptophyta, Magnoliopsida, Lamiales, Oleaceae. Bases 1 to 351 code for a protein of 116 amino acids. The transcript has a single exon.
AUGGAGGCUGCGUGCGAUUUCUUGGGUGGUAGCCCUUUGCCAAGAUUUUAUUCUUCGUCAUACAGAGUGCUUAUUCCAAAGGUGGAGAACCCACAAGGAUUUGAUAAGUUUCGAUCAAUUAGUCUGUGCUCAGUGGCGUAUAAGAUUUUUUCAAAAAUCCUGGUGAAGAGAAUGGCUAGCUUGCUUCCAAAAGUUAUAUCUCAUGAACAAGGAGCUUUUGUCACAGGGAGGAGCACUUUUGAUAACAUCACUUUAACACAAGAGAUGGUUUACUCAUUAAAUUGCAAGGUUCAUGGCGGGAAUGUAGUGGUUAAAGUGGAUAUGGCGAAGGCAUAUGAUAGAGUGGAUUGA